Funneliformis geosporum is the source of this 552-nucleotide messenger RNA. NCBI's taxonomy places the organism in Eukaryota, Fungi, Glomeromycota, Glomeromycetes, Glomerales, Glomeraceae. The record is from the annotation of a GenBank genome assembly.
GCAUUAAAAAUAGUUUGUGAAGUUAGUAUUAGCACUGCUUCUGAUGACCUAAAUCCUAUAUAUUAUUAUCGUAAAGUAGCUCGUGAAAAAAGAUUACCUCUUUCAAGCUGGGCGGUACUAAGUAACUAUUCAUACAAAUACAAAGGAAAUUCAUCGGCAAAUAUUUAUUCCUUCCAAGUAUCUGUGAACAAUUACAAUCCAAUCAGUGAAGAUGAUUAUAAUAAUCCAUUAUUUUUCUCAGCACUUUCACAGGAUCACACUUUUGUUUUCACAUGGGAUAUCAAAACAUAUAGCUUACGAAAAACAGGUGAGAUGCCUAAUGCAAAAUAUGAAGAAGACGUUGUGUUCAUGAUUUGUAUGACUGUUUAUUGGAAAGAUGAUCCUGAACUGUUAAAACAAAUCUGUUUUGUUAAUGUUAAAACUGCACCAGACUCAUGCUUGAUUACAAUUGUAUGUGAGAACCAAACCAAUUUACUGAAAGCAUUUGCAUUAUGUUGGAAAUGUUUAGCUCUGGAUAUACAUAUAGGCUUUAAUGAUUCACAAUAUGACUGA